AUGUCGAAUUCGAAGGUGGUUUAUGAAGGAUGGAUGGUAAGAUAUGGGAGGAGGAAGAUUGGGAGAUCAUUUAUUCACAUGCGAUAUUUUGUGCUUGAAACUCGAUUACUGGCCUAUUACAAGAAGAAGCCUCAAGACAAUGUGGUACCGAUCAAGACGUUUCUUAUCGAUGGCAAUUGUAGGGUGGAGGACCGUGGACUGAAAACUCAUCAUGGACAUAUGGUUUAUGUUUUGUCCGUUUACAACAAAAAAGAGAAGUACCAUCGAAUUACGAUGGCAGCUUUCAACAUUCAGGAGGCACUCAUUUGGAAAGAAAAAAUUGAAUCUGCCAUCGAUCAGCACCAAGAGUCACAAGCUGCUAAUGGUAACAAAUUCCAUUCAUUUGAAUAUAAAUCUGGAAUGGAUAAUGGAAGGAAUGGUUCAUCGUCAGAUAAUGAAAGUCAGUUUAGUGCUGCAGAAGAUGAAGAUGAUUCUAAUUCAAAUUUGUUGCGCAGAACAACAAUUGGAAAUGGCCCCCCUGAGUCUGUUUUUGACUGGACUAAGGAAUUGGAUUCAGAGUUGGUAAAUCAGAACUCUAACAAUCAAGCAUUUGCGAGAAAGUAUUGGCGCCUUCUUCAGUGUCAAAAUGGACUUAGGAUUUUUGAGGAGCUCCUUGAAGCAGAUUUUCUUCCAAAGAGCUGUAGUAGAGCAAUGAAAGCUGUUGGAGUCGUGGAGGCUACCUGUGAAGAAAUAUUUGAGCUAGUAAUGAGCAUGGAUGCAACACGAUUUGAGUGGGAUUGCAGUUUUCAGCAUGGUAGCUUAGUUGAGGAAGUUGAUGGACAUACAGCAAUACUAUAUCACAGGCUUCAAUUAGACUGGUUCCCCAUGGUUGUUUGGCCCCGUGAUCUCUGCUAUGUGCGCUAUUGGCGUCGAAAUGAUGAUGGGAGUUAUGUCGUGUUAUUCCGUUCUAGGCAGCAUGAGAAUUGCGGUCCACAACCGGGAUUUGUACGAGCUCAUAUUGAGAGUGGAGGGUAUAAUAUUUCGCCUCUAAAACCACGUAACGGGAAACCGAGAACACGGGUUCAGCAUCUUAUGCAGAUUGAUCUGAAAGGGUGGGGAGUGGGUUAUAUUUCAACAUUUCAGCAUCACUGUCUACUUCAAAUGCUAAAUAGCGUUGCUGGAUUACGUGAAUACUUCUCCCAAACUGAUGAAAGGACUACUGCUCCUAGAAUUCCUGUUAUGGUUAAUAUGACAUCAGUUUCCGGUUCUUCAAAGAGGAGUCACAAACUCAACUCGUCUUCUGUUCAUCGCAGUCCUUCUCUAGAUCAAAUACAAGCUGCCAAUAAAAAUGCUGUAUUGAUGGAUGAAUACUCUGAUGAAGAUGAAGAUUUUCAAUUUGCUGAUCAAGGGGCAUUGCCAUCCACUGUAGAAGUUGAAGGCAAGAGAGCUGCCUACGAAGAACCUAAAGACCAAAUUGACUUGUCCAUUUUCUCGGGCAACCUUCGCCGUGAUGACAAUGAUAAGGGCCGUGACUGCUGGACAUUAUCUGAUGGAAACAACUUCAGAGUUCGUAGUAAGAGCUUUUGCUAUGACAAGUCCAAGAUUCCUGCAGGUAAACAUCUUAUGGAUCUUGUUGCAGUAGACUGGCUCAAAGAUACAAAGCGAAUGGACCACGUUGCCCGACGACAUGGUUGUGCAGCACAAGUUGCAUCUAAUAAAGGACUUUUCACAAUUGUUUUUAAUGUGCAAGUACCUGGAUCAACACACUACAGCAUGGUUUUCUAUUUCGUGACAAAGGAACUAAUAUCUGGAUCUCUUUUACAACGGUUUGUUGAUGGGGACGAUGAGUUCCGCAAUAGUAGACUGAAGCUUAUUCCAUCAGUGCCCAAGGGCUCUUGGAUUGUACGUCAGAGUGUUGGAAGCACACCAUGUUUACUGGGAAAAGCAGUCGAUUGCAACUAUAUCCGUUGUCCCAAAUAUUUGGAAAUUGACGUUGAUAUUGGUUCUUCAACCGUGGCAAAUGGAGUCUUGGGGCUCGUCAUUGGCGUAAUUACAACUCUUGUUGUAGACAUGGCAUUUCUUGUACAGGCUUGCACUACUGAUGAGUUGCCAGAGAGGCUUAUUGGUGCCGUCCGAGUUUCUCAUUUAGAACUAUCAUCUGCUGUUGUCCCCAUACUUGAAUCAGAAUCAGCAGAGCCUAGCAAAUCAUAA
Messenger RNA from Fraxinus pennsylvanica, 2190 nucleotides. The record is from the annotation of a GenBank genome assembly. NCBI's taxonomy places the organism in Eukaryota, Viridiplantae, Streptophyta, Magnoliopsida, Lamiales, Oleaceae.